AUGACUAGGGAUCAUGCUUGGUUGCUGGUGCUUGUCUUAAGGAACAUCCUGAAUAAGAUUACUGGCCAAGCAUCCCCUCCAGGGUUUAGAUAUGCUUCUUAUGAGGUGAUCAUCCCAAAGAGGCAGACCCCAAGGUCUGGGCACAAAGAAGCUGAGGAUGUGAACUACCUGCUGAAGAUUGAAGGGAAGAGCCACCUAGUGCAUCUCAGGCAGAAGAGAGCUUUUGUUCCCAAACACUUCCCUGUUUUCACUUACAGCAAGGAGGGGGAUCUCCAGGUGGACUAUCCUUUCAUCAGGGAUGACUGUUUUUACCGUGGUUUUGUACAGGGCAGACUUCACUCUUUGGUAGCAAUAAGUACUUGUUCUGGAGGUCUCAGAGGUGUGUUGUGGGUAGAAAAUAAGACCUAUGAGAUUGAACCUGUCCAGGCAUCUUCUACCUUUCAACAUGUGCUGUAUCGAUUGGAGGAAGAGGAAGGGGCCAUUCGCAUGAGGUGUGGGCUGACACAAGAAGAGCAAAGUCGACAAAUGGCCAUGUUCCAAAACACAGGGAAUGUAGCCGCUAAAAGAUCACACGACAGGCCCUGGUGGACACACACAAUGUACACAAAGCUGGUCAUAGUGGUAGAACAUGAGCGCUAUGUUCAAUUCGGCAGAAAUGAAACUGUUGUUGCUUUGAAUAUGCUGCAUGUCAUCCAUUUUACAAAUUCACUGUAUGCUCCACUUGGUAUUCAGGUAAUCCUUGUUGGAUUGGAAAUAUGGUCUGAAAGAAAUCUCAUAGAUAUUUCUGACUCUAUGAGCCCUCUGCUUGGGAACUUCAAUAUUUGGAGAAGAAAUACACUUAAUACACGUCUACCACAUGAUGCAGGCCACCUUUUUGUAUAUAAGCGUUUUAAAGGUAUAAUUGGAUUAGCAUAUACUGGAACAAUAUGUCAGAAAGAGAUGGCAAGUGCUGUUGAUUCAUAUACUACUUCCAGUUUAUUCUACUUUAUUAUCACAUUUGCCCAUGAACAAGGGCAUAUUCUUGGGAUGAAUCACGAUUCAGAGUUCUGUACAUGUGAACGACAACAAUGCAUUAUGGCUGCCUAUCAUUCAUACACUGAUAAGUUCAGCAACUGCAGUUAUAAAGGCUAUUACAACUUAAUGAAAUCUGGCAAAGCACAGUGCAUGUUGCUUGCUGGAGACCCUGAUAAAUUGUAUAAACUCACAUUCUGUGGAAACAAAGUAGUGGAACAUGGAGAGCAAUGUGACUGCGGUUCAAAAUUAAGUUGUGAAUCAGAUCCCUGUUGUCAGUCUGAUUGCAGGUUGCGUUCCGGUGUCACUUGUGCUUUUGGAGAGUGCUGCUCCAAAUGCCAGUAUCUUCCAGCUGGAACUAUUUGCAGGGGAAGUAAUAGUGUUUGCGACCUUCCAGAGUACUGCAAUGGGACUUCAGAGUGGUGUCCUGAAGAUGUUUACGUGCAAGAUGGUGCUCCAUGUCAGGGUGGUGCAUACUGUUUACAUGGGAACUGCUCAACUCAUAAUAAACAGUGCAAAAUGAUCUUUGGUUCAAAGGCAACAGUUGCUUCAGAGGGCUGCUUCAGAGAAUUGAAUGCUCGAGGUGACCGCUUUGGAAACUGUGGCAUUAAUGGUAGUAAUUAUAUCAAAUGCAAUGCUGAGGAUAUCUUGUGUGGCCGAGUCCAGUGUGAAAACAUAAAUAAACUACCUUCUGUGGAAGAACACAGCACCAUAAUCCAAACACACAUUAAUAAAAGUCUGUGCUGGAGUACAGAUUACCAUAAUGGAGCAAAUACACCUGAUACUGGAGCCGUGAGAGAUGGCACUAUUUGCAACAAAGAUAUGAUGUGUAUUAAUAGGAAAUGCAGCAAUGUGUCCUUCCUAAAGUAUGAUUGUAAUGUGACAAAGUGCCAAAAUAGAGGAAUUUGUAACAGCCGCAAAAAUUGUCACUGUGAUUACGGCUGGGCUCCUCCAUACUGUGUAAACGAAGGCUAUGGUGGCAGCAUUGACAGUGGGCCCCCUCCAGGAUACAAUGCUAUAUUUAUUGCAGGACUUCCAAUCCUCCUUGCUGCACUUGUUUUUGCUGCUGCUCUUGCUGCAUAUUACAGAGUCAAACUGACUCAGUUGUAUAGAACAUUUUUGGCAGGAUCACAUUGA
Molecule: messenger RNA, 2148 nt
Organism: Eublepharis macularius
Lineage: Eukaryota; Metazoa; Chordata; Lepidosauria; Squamata; Eublepharidae
Product: disintegrin and metalloproteinase domain-containing protein 20-like
Exons: 1
Coding region: 1-2148 (715 amino acids)
Biological process (GO): male gonad development; proteolysis
Cellular component (GO): plasma membrane; sperm head plasma membrane; external side of plasma membrane
Molecular function (GO): metalloendopeptidase activity
Source: RefSeq, a predicted model, not a curated record